AUGUCCGGUAAAAGGCCGAAGACCCUUUUUACUGAUCAAGAUGCCGCUAUGGCAAAAGCCAUCCCAUUGGCAAAAUGCAAUGAAACAUCUUGGAUAUUUUUGUAUAAAGAAGACGGCUCUGAGUUUGCAGGACAUCUUCAUGCAUUUAUCAAUGAUAUAUUGGAAGAGGAUGAAUUCCUAUCUGCUUGGGAUGCCAUGGUCUCUAAGUAUGAUCUUGAAGAUAAUAAUUGGAUACAACUUACUUUUCAAGUAAGAGAGAAAUGGGCCAAAGCUUAUGUCAAAAGUACAUUUUGUGCUGGUAGUAAAACUACACAGCUAAGUGAAAGUUUGAAUGCUGAUAUAAGGCAUUACUUGAAAUCAGACCUCGACUUAGCUCAAUUUUUCGAACAUUUUGAAAGAGAGGUCCACAAAAAGCGGUACAAUGAAUUGAAAGCUGAGUAUAACUUAAGGCAAAAGUUACCUCGCAAAAAGAUGAACACGCCGAUGUUAACACAAGCUGGGGAAGUGUACACAUCAAAAGUAUUUGAGAAAUUUCAGGCUGAGUAUGAAGUGUACCAAGCAACUUAUAUAGAGGACCGUAUCAAUGAAGUUGGAAUAUUGUGCAGCCAUGCUCUAAAGGUUUUGUACGUGAUGGAUAUUAAGCUCAUACCGGAAAGAUAUAUUCUAAAGAGAUGGACACGAGAUGCGAAGGCUGGAAUCGUGAAUGACUUUGAAGGAUGUGAGGUUGAAGAAUGUGAAGAGGCAUCUGCCUUGGUAGCUGGCUAUAUGAAUGAGAUGUUUGAAAAGGUUGAAGAUAUCUUAAAGAACAAACGAGAUGUGGAUGAGUCUACUAAUGAAGGACAAGACUCUCCACAUGAAGCUCCUUUGGAAAAUUUUGUUGCCAUUCGGCCAAAAGGACUUAAGAAAAAACAGGCUCCUCACAAGGGAAACAGAAGACCAAAAAGUUAG
Rhododendron vialii is the source of this 948-nucleotide messenger RNA. RefSeq names its product protein FAR1-RELATED SEQUENCE 5-like. Bases 1 to 948 code for a protein of 315 amino acids. NCBI's taxonomy places the organism in Eukaryota, Viridiplantae, Streptophyta, Magnoliopsida, Ericales, Ericaceae. The record is from RefSeq and is a predicted model, not a curated record. Gene Ontology annotation, biological process: regulation of DNA-templated transcription. The transcript is spliced from 4 exons.